Hevea brasiliensis (rubber tree) is the source of this 1346-nucleotide messenger RNA. RefSeq names its product beta-glucosidase 24-like. The transcript has 10 exons. The record is from RefSeq and is a predicted model, not a curated record. Gene Ontology annotation, biological process: carbohydrate metabolic process. Gene Ontology annotation, molecular function: beta-glucosidase activity. Bases 16 to 1248 code for a protein of 410 amino acids. Lineage: Eukaryota; Viridiplantae; Streptophyta; Magnoliopsida; Malpighiales; Euphorbiaceae.
GAAGAUGUGGACAUUAUGAAGAAUAUUGGAUUAGAUGCUUUCAGAUUCUCUAUCUCAUGGUCUAGAUUGUUACCUCGUGGGAACCUAAGUGGAGGAGUGAACAAGAAGGGCAUUGAGUUCUACAAUAAUCUCAUCAAUAAGCUCCUAUCAGAAGGUAUACAACCUUUUGUGACUUUAUUUCACUGGGAUCUACCUCAAGCCCUUGAUGAUGAAUAUAGUGGAUUCUUAAGCCCUCACAUUGUGGAUGAUUUCAAAGACUAUGCAGAGCUUUGCUUCAAAGAAUUUGGGGAUAGAGUGAAACAUUGGAUCACAUUAAAUGAGCCAUGGAGCUAUAGCGAUGCUGGUUAUAACUUGGGUUUCUUAGCACCAGGGAGGUGUUCCAAAUUCAUGAAUCCAGCUUGCCAAGCUGGAGAUUCUGCAACUGAGCCUUAUUUGGUUGGCCACAAUAUGUUACUUUCUCAUGCAGCAGCAGCAAAAUUAUACAAGGAAAAAUACCAAGCUUCUCAAAAAGGGAAGAUUGGGAUUACUCUUGUUUCUCAUUGGAUGGUUCCAUUCUCCAACACUAAGCUUGACAAGGUGGCAUCUAUUAGAGCCCUCGAUUUUAUGUAUGGAUGGUACAUGGACCCACUAACCUAUGGUGACUACCCACAAAGCAUGCAUACCCUUGUUGGAAAUAGAUUGCCCAAAUUCACCAAAGAUCAAUCCAUAAUGGUGAAAGGAUCUUUUGAUUUUAUUGGAUUAAAUUACUACACUGCAUUUUAUGUAGCUGCAGUGCCUGCUAAUUCUAAUCCAAUUAACAUUAGCUACUCUACAGAUUCCUUCACCAAUAUGACAACCGAACGAAAUGGAAUUCCUAUAGGUCCAUCGGAUGGUUCGAUUUGGAUUCAUUCAUAUCCAAAAGGCCUUCGAAAUAUUGUCAAAUAUACAAAGGAAAAGUACAAUAAUCCAUCAAUUUAUAUUACUGAGAAUGGAAUUGAUCAGUUGGAUAUUGGUACCUUGACACUUAAAGAACUUCAAAAUGACACAUACAGAGUAGACUAUUACAAGCAUCAUCUUUCGUACCUAAAUAGGGCCAUUCAGGAGGGUAUUAAUGUGAAGGGUUACUUUGCAUGGUCAUUACUGGAUAACUUUGAAUGGGCUGCUGGUUUCACUAUGAGGUUUGGAAUAAAUUUGGUAGAUUACAAAAAUGGCUUGAAAAGAUCCCCCAAGAAGUCAGCUAUUUGGUUCAACAACUUCCUGCAGAGAUAGAUUCCAUUUUGGCUGAGAAAUAAACAAUGAAUGCAUCUGCUUUUGUAUUCCAUAUGUUCAAUAAUUUCUAAAAAUGGGACCUCUGAUACGGAAGGAUA